UGUGACAUCUGAUCUGAGUCUGACACAUUGUGUCAAGAAUUAAAGAUGUUAAACUUUCAUUACAUUUUAUUUGACUGAAAUUUUCGAGUUUACGUCUGAAUUUCUAGAAAUAAUCCCGACGCAAACAGUUGUUAAAAUGGCUAGUACAAUAAUUGUGGCUGGAAUAGGUAUGGCAGCCGUUGGUUUUGCCGGAAGGUAUCUCUUGAAACAAAUGCCUAAUGCUUCCAUGAAAUUUGCCGAAGCUGUUAAAAAUUUGCCAAAAUUUGAUACGGAAAGUUUAGCAAAUUCUAAGUACUAUAAAGGUGGCUUCGAACCUAAAAUGACCAAAAGAGAAGCAGCUCUCAUAUUAGGAAUUAGUCCAACAGCUAGUAGAGCAAAGAUCAGAGAUGCCCACAGAAGAGUAAUGUUAUUAAAUCAUCCAGACCGAGGUGGUUCACCAUUGAUAGCAGCUAAAAUCAAUGAAGCAAAAGAUGUUCUAGAAAGUGGUAAAUCGUAAGCUUCAGUGAAAAUGUUUAGGUUUUAGAUCAAAUUAUAGAAAACAAUAUAUUAAGUAUACAAAAAUGUUAAAUAUAGUAAAUAAAACAAUGUUUCAACUUUAA
Molecule: messenger RNA, 599 nt
Organism: Papilio polytes (common Mormon)
Lineage: Eukaryota; Metazoa; Arthropoda; Insecta; Lepidoptera; Papilionidae
Product: mitochondrial import inner membrane translocase subunit TIM14
Exons: 3
Coding region: 137-496 (119 amino acids)
Biological process (GO): protein import into mitochondrial matrix
Cellular component (GO): PAM complex, Tim23 associated import motor
Molecular function (GO): ATPase activator activity
Source: RefSeq, a predicted model, not a curated record